GCUGAGUUGUGACUGGUCAUUUUUAUGCAAUGAAAUGUAGAAGUGUGAAUUUGCUCAUACAGUCAAUCUUGGAAGGACCUCUGUAAUCUAUUUGACAGUGUCUCAUUGGCCAUGAGAAUUGAAUCUCUGUGUUAAAGGACCCUCUGCGUGAUCAUUUGAGCAGCCAUCAUGACAGAGUUCUGGUUGAUCUCGGCUCCUGGAGAGAGGAACUGCCAGCAGACAUGGGACAAGAUGAACACGGCCAUAGCUCGGACCAACCUGUCCACUAACCACAAUUUCAGCAUACCUGAACUGAGGGUGGGGACUCUGGAUGUCAGAUGAGCUUGCCAAACUGGACUCUUUCGUAGAGAGCGUAGUGAGGAAAGGGGCCCAGUACAUGGCUGAUGUGUUAGAAGACAAUCGAGAUAAAGUUCAGGAGAAUCUUUUCACCAAUGGAGUGGGAUAUGGCCAAGUAUCCAAUCAAACAGUCCCUUAAGAACAUCUCAGAGAUCAUGUCCAAGCUAGUGAGUCAGAUUGACAGUGAUCUCAAAGCCAGAUCUUCAGCUUAUAACAGCCUAAAAGGGAAGGUUCUGGAAACUGAGUCUGGAGAGAAACAGAGUCUGGAGAGAAAGAAUUUGACUAGUUAUCCUGACUGGCAGAAGACACAUGAAACUCUUUCUGAAAGGGUUAUUCCAAGAUCCACAAAGCUUUUAUUUGAAGACCAAGACAGCGGGUUGUUAAGUGUGACACUCUUCAGGAAGGCUGUCGAUGACUUUAAACACAAAGCAAGAGAAAACAAGUUCACGGUCCGUGGUUUUCAGUACAAUGAAGAGGAGAUGAAAGCAGACAAAGAGGAGAUGACUCGCCUCUCCACCGACAAGAAAAAGCAAUUUGUAUGGGCUGCCAGUCAGUUUCCAGGCCAUGCUGCUUCAGCCAAACAAGAAGAAUGUAAAGAAACUGAGGGAAGGUCUGCAGGAUCUUUACAAACUCUUGGACAGCAGUGCAACUGUUAUUGAUGCAUCUAUGGACAUCCCAGGUCUGAAUCUCAGCCAGCAAGAGUACUAUCCGUAUGUUUACUAGAAGAUCGACUGCAACCUCCUUGACUUCAAAUAGAAUUCAAAUUCAGAUGCACCAUUCCAUCCUGCAUCACAGAGACUGAACCCAAUAAUUUAUUAAACACUUACUGUUUGUCUUUUACCUUCCUCUCACUGCCUCAUUGCUUUAUAUCACUAUUUCAGAUAAGAGGUCUCAGAAUCUCACCA
This is a messenger RNA of Carassius auratus (goldfish), 1241 nucleotides long. It is a transcript of the gene atp6v1c1b, whose product is annotated as ATPase H+ transporting V1 subunit C1b. Gene Ontology annotation, cellular component: vacuolar proton-transporting V-type ATPase, V1 domain; lysosomal membrane. The transcript has 10 exons. Gene Ontology annotation, molecular function: proton-transporting ATPase activity, rotational mechanism. NCBI's taxonomy places the organism in Eukaryota, Metazoa, Chordata, Actinopteri, Cypriniformes, Cyprinidae. The record is from RefSeq and is a predicted model, not a curated record. Gene Ontology annotation, biological process: proton transmembrane transport. Bases 432 to 995 code for a protein of 187 amino acids.